AUGUCUAAUAAUAAUGAAAAUGAAGUUCUAAAUGAUGAAGAUGAAAUAAAAGAAAAUGAAGAAUCAUUAUUUAAUUUGGAAGAUGAUGAUAAUAAACAAGAAUUAAAUGAAGAUAAUCAAUUAAAAUGUUAUUUAUGUAAACAAAUAUAUAAUCAACCAAAAUUUCUAUCAUGUACACAUACAUUUUGUCUUCAAUGUUUGAAUAAAUUAAUUGAAAAUAAUUCAAAUAAAGAUAUUUUACAAAUUCAAUGUCCAAUAUGUCAACAAAUAACUGAAAUAUCAAAUUUAAAUAUGUUAGUUGAUAAUUAUUUGUUAAUACGUGAAAUUGAAAAUAUUGGUUUAAAAAGAGGUUCAAUUGAAUGUCGUGCAUGUACAUCAAAUGAUAAAGGUGUUGCACAUUGUUCAACAUGUUCAUCAUAUUUAUGUUCAAAAUGUUGUCAAGCUCAUAAAUAUAUGAAAUGUUUUGAACAACAUAAUGUAAGACGUUUAUCAGAAAUAGAUUGUGAAUUAAAUAAUUUAAAUGAUUUAUGUCAAAUUCAUAAAAAAUCUUAUCUUAUUUAUUAUUGUCGAACAUGUUCAAUCAGAUUAUGUGAACAAUGUUUUAUAUUACAUCCAACAACACAACAUGAUAUUGAAAAGAAUCAUUUUGAAUUAAUUCAUUCAGAUUUAAAUAAGAAAAUAAAUGAUAUUGAUCAAAUACGUUUAAAUGCAUUAUCUUAUUUAGAUCAUCAAUUAACUUCUCUUCAACAUGAUUAUGAUAAAGCGAAAAUUGAAAUUGAUCAAUCAUAUCAACAAUAUCAACAAGUUUUAAAUGAUGUUUAUAAAGAAUAUUUAUCAUCAUUAAAGAAUUUACAACGUGAUGAAGAAAUGCGCUUAAUUGAUAAAUUAGAAAGAAUUCAAAAAGGUUCUCAAUCAUUUGAUGAUAGUCGAACAGUUAUUGAAAAUUGUUUAAAAAAAUGUUCAUUCAAUGAAUUAAUUGAAUUAAAUAAAAAAUUAUUUUUUAAUAUAUUUAAUUCAUUUCAACAAUUAUUUCAAAUUGAAUCAAUUCAUUUAAAUACAACAAAUGAUCAACAACAAGAUAAUAAUUUAGUUCAAUUUAUAUCAACACCUAUUCAAGAUUUUAUACAAAUAAUAAAAGAUCAUUUUGGACAAUUAAUUAAACCACAAUCAAAACAAAUUUCAUCACCAACAACAAAUCAUUAUCAGAGAGAAUCAUUAUUAUCAUCAACAAACGGUGACUCAGUAUCAUCAUCAUCAGGUGUUGGAAGUUUAGCUCUUGGUCAACAAUCAUCUCGUCAGCGUAUAUUAUCAAAUGGUUUAUCACCAUCAAAUACCAAUCGUCAAGAUUUUUUUCGAAAUAAUUCAACAAAUGAAACCGAACCAGUUGUAGAAAAUCUUCGAGCACUUCAAUCAAUAUUUGUUGAUUCAUUAUCAACAAUUCAUCCAAAUGUACAAAGAAAUUUAGAAGAAAUUCUUCAAAUGAAUCAACAACAACAACAACAUGAAAAUUUAUAUCCUAUGUUAACAGGUCAAACAUCAGUAACAGGAAUAGGAGAAAGAUCACCAUCAAACAUUCAAUAUCCUCCUCCAUCAUUAAUAUCAACAUAUUCAACAACAAAUAGUGGUGGAUCAAGUAAUGGAAAUAAUAGUCGUUCAACAACACCAUUUUCAGGUCUAACACAAAAUUCUACAAUUGAUAUUAAUUUAAAUUGUUUAUCUCAAACAUCAUUAAUGCGUCGUUGUGGACAAUCAAUGCAAGUUCGAGCUAAAUUUGGUUCAUUAGGACCACAAAAAUGUCAAUUUAAUGCUCCACAUGGUUUUUGUCUUGGUAUUGAUGAAGAAAUAAUUGUUGCUGAUACAAAUAAUCAUAGAAUACAAAUCUUUGAUAAAAAUGGAGAAUAUAAAUAUCAAUUUGGUAUGCCUGGAAAAGAAGAAGGACAAUUAUGGUAUCCAAGAAAAGUUGCUGUUAUUAGACAAACAGGAAAAUUUGUUAUUUGUGAUAGAGGAAAUGAAAGAAGUCGAAUGCAAAUAUUUACUAGAAAUGGACAUUUUAUUAGAAAAAUUUCUAUUAGAUAUAUUGAUAUUGUUGCUGGUUUAGCUAUAACACAACAAGGAAAUAUUGUUGCUGUUGAUUCAGUAUCACCAACUGUUUUUUGUAUAAGUGAAUCUGGUGAUCUUCUUAAAUGGUUUGAUUGUUCAGAUUAUAUGAGAGAACCAUCGGAUAUAGCCAUUUUCAAUAAUGAAUAUUUUGUUUGCGAUUUUAAGGGUCAUUGUGUUGUUGUAUUUGAUGAAGAUGGAACAUUUUUACGACGUAUUGGUUCGGAAAGUGUAACUAAUUUUCCAAAUGGAAUUGACAUAAGUGAUGCCGGUGAUGUAAUCAUUGGUGAUUCACAUGGAAAUCGUUUUCAUAUAGCUGUAUUUACACGUACAGGUGAUUUUUUACAAGAAUUUGAUUGUCCAUAUGUAAAAGUGUCACGUUGUUGUGGAUUAAAAAUAACAUCGGAUGGUUAUAUAGUAACAUUGGCUAAAAAUAAUCAUCAUGUACUUGUAUUAAAUACACUUUAUUUAACAUAA
Molecule: messenger RNA, 2574 nt
Organism: Rotaria sordida
Lineage: Eukaryota; Metazoa; Rotifera; Eurotatoria; Philodinida; Philodinidae
Source: the annotation of a GenBank genome assembly